Molecule: messenger RNA, 2253 nt
Organism: Hippocampus comes (tiger tail seahorse)
Lineage: Eukaryota; Metazoa; Chordata; Actinopteri; Syngnathiformes; Syngnathidae
Gene: coro1b
Product: coronin, actin binding protein, 1B
Exons: 11
Coding region: 381-1859 (492 amino acids)
Biological process (GO): actin filament organization; cell migration
Molecular function (GO): actin filament binding
Source: RefSeq, a predicted model, not a curated record
UGACUAAAGCUAGUUUGGCCUCCCCACUAUAGCUCGUGCCUGCCUCUUGUUCGAUGCGCAUUCCGGAUCAUCAUCAUCAUCAUCAUCAUAUCAUCAGUCAUCAUCAAUCAUCAUCGUAAUCCUACUCCUCUGUCUCCAGCUGCGCCGUUUUCCACUCACAGCACAACGGCGACGUUCUCUAUCAUGUCAGCGAACAUGCGUAAUUGCCGCUCCCAAGAACUGGCAAGAUUUUUGCGAAAAUGCAUGCCAGUGUUUCGUGUUUUGUAGGUCGUGAACGCCACUUCGGGACUCGGCAGUGGAUUAAGUUACGGUUGGAUUAUUGGCCUGCUCUUUCUUGUUUCGCAGUUUCACGCUAAGUCGCCGAAAAGAAGCCAGGCAAAAUGUCUUUCCGGCGAGGUGUGGUGCGGCAGAGCAAGUUCCGCCACGUCUUCGCGCAGGCGUGGAAAGCCGAGCACUGCCUGGACGACGUGCGAGUGUCGCGGGUGACGUGGGACGGCCCGCUGAGCGCCGUCAACCCCAAGUUCAUGGCCGUCAUCAUCGAAGCGGGAGGCGGCGGGGCUUUCCUUGUGGUCCCCAUCGGCAAGAGCGGCAGGAUCGACCAGUCAUGCCCGACGGUUUGUGGCCACGUCGCGCCAGUAUUAGAUAUUCAGUGGUCUCCUCAUGACGACAAUAUCAUAGCGAGCGCUUCGGAGGACUGCACCGUAAAGGUUUGGCAGAUCCCCGACGGGGGCUUGACGGCACCAAUGACCGAAGCUGUGGUCACUUUGGAGGGGCACAGUAAAAGGGUGGGCAUCUUGGCCUGGCACCCGACUGCUUUCAACAUCCUCUUAACUGCAGGCUGCGACAAUGUCAUUGUGGUGUGGAACGUCGGCACGGGGGAACUGCUGUACCAACUGGCCGACGCCCACCCGGACCUGAUCUACAGUGUUAGCUGGAACAAGAACGGAAAUGCCAUCUGUACCGUGUGCAAGGACAAGGCGCUGCGCAUCAUUGACCCGCGGAGGGGCGUUGUCCUCAAGGUGAGAGAAAAAGUCCAUGACGGCACCAGACCCAUGCGAGCCGUGUUCCUCUCCGACGGCAAGAUCUUGACCACAGGCUUCAGCCGGAUGAGUGACAGACAAGUGGCGCUAUGGGAUACGAAAGAUCUCUCAGAGCCAAUGGCAGUGCAGGAAAUGGAUACAAGCAAUGGCGUUCUUAUCCCCUUUUAUGACCCAGACACCAACAUGGUGUACCUGUUGGGCAAGGGAGACUGCACCAUUCGCUACUUUGAGGUGACAGACGAAUCUCCCUAUGUCCACUUCCUGAGUCUAUACAGCAACAAGGAGCCCCAGAGAGGGGCGGGCUUCCUCAGUAAACGAGGGGUGGACGUCAACAAAUGUGAAAUUGCCAGGUUCUACAAAUUGCAUGAAAGGAAAGUGGAGCCCAUUUCAAUGACCGUACCAAGAAAGUCUGAUCUCUUCCAAGGGGACCUUUACCCGGACACGGCCGGCUUAGAGCCCGCGCUACUGGCCGACGAAUGGAUUGCCGGCAGGGACGCGCCGCCCUUGCUGGUGUCCCUAAGCGGAGGCUAUGCAGCGCCGCCGUCCAAGCACCGCGACACGCUCAGAAGCAAGCCCAAGAUGGCCUCGCAGGACUCCGUACCGGCGGCGGCCCCCGUCGCCAAGGAGCCCGAGGACGAUCAACCACGUGCGGCCACCAGGGAAACGGGCGGCAACACAGAGAGGCCAAAGCGAGAGGACGACAUUCUGAACGAGCUGCUGUCGGAGAUGAAGGCACUGCGUGCCGUGGUGCUCGCUCAGAGCCAGCGCAUCGAGUUGUUGGAGAGGCAGUUGGCUCGCAUCGAGGACGGCGACGUAUGAACGAACGCCUUUCGCUCUCCCGUAGAAGAACAACCUCUAGGGCUAUUUAAUCAGGUAGUUGAACGCUGCUGAACUGUAAUCAAAUCCAAGACCUCAAUUUUACCAUGUAGCACGUAACCUCAUCUGAUACGACACUCUAUGAUUUGAGGCUCGUGGAAGAAGAAAAAUCCGACUGUGAAGACUAGCUGAUGAGUUUUGUGAUUUUAGAUCUUGGUGUCAGAUGAACGUGGAUUUUCUUGUAUGGCUGUUCAAGAUUUUUUUUUUUUUUGCUUUUAUUUAGAUUUUGAUUGAUUUGUUACUCAGUCUGUUGUACAUUCCCAACUUAAUGCACUGAUCACAACACUUUGGAUGUGUUUGUAGCAAAUGGAAUAAAGUGUCGUUUGUAUUCACGCAA